CGCUCUCCCAGUUCAGACGUGUAAAUUUUGCCGCCGCCUGCGCCGAAACUUUUCCGAAUACGAUCUCGUCACGAAUCUAACUUGGUGGGUUUUAAGUUCUAUGAAGUUUGUUGUGAUGUGAGAGUUGGUUUUGAAAGAGAUUUAGGUGAAGUGAGGCUUGAGCGUCGUCGCUGCUCCGGAUUACUGGGUACUAGUGUGCGAACUCAACUGGAAUAAAAGGUCGGAAGCAUCAAUGGCAGAUGAAAGUUGAAAAAACAUUUCUCCAUCAGAGGUGUUGAUGACGAUGUAACGCCAAGCCCUUUACAUUUAAAGAUUCGACCGCAGAAAUAUCGACAAUAGCAAUUCCGCUCGGAGCUGCAGCGCAGUGAUGGAUGCACGUUAUUGCACUUAGCAGCUGCUCUGAUGCUCUCAUGCGAGCGAGCGCUAUGUGCAUCACUCAAAUAGUGCAUUGCGAGUGAUUACUGCACCCGUAACGUAGCAUCUCUGAAGAUUCGCAGACAACGAGCAGCGUAGGUCGCUUGUACUGGGGAAAAAUAUGUAAACGUCGCUUUCUCCAAGAAUUAUUUCCUUCUUCAAAAGAUUGAAUAGUAGUGCAGCAUGGAGCUCGAGGACGUCGAAUCGUUAGGCCAGGAUAAUCUCAGCUAUCCUCACAUGUACAACGGGACCUACAAUGGAACUUUCGAAAACUGCCCAAACAACAACUUGCCCGUCGUGUACGUCGUCACGCAAGUACUCUACGCCCUGGUCUGCGUCGUCGGACUCCUCGGAAACACCCUCGUCAUCUACGUCGUUCUACGCUACUCCAAAAUGCAGACAGUAACUAAUAUGUACAUCGUCAAUCUAGCCAUCGCAGACGAGUGCUUUCUCAUCGGUAUACCAUUCCUCAUUAUCACGAUGUCGCUCCGAUCUUGGCCAUUUGGAAGCUUCAUGUGCAAGGCUUAUAUGAUAUCAACGGGAAUCAACCAGUUUACCAGCAGCAUAUUCUUAUGCAUAAUGAGCGCUGAUAGAUAUAUUGCUGUGUGUCACCCGAUAGCGGCUCCGAGACUCCGCACCCCACUUGUGUCGCGGGUGGUGUCCGCUGCUGCCUGGACUGCGUCUGCUCUCGUUAUGACGCCAAUCUUCAUGUACACCACCCUUAUUCCUACGGAAAAUGGCCUCUCAUGCAACAUUGUCUGGCCUGAACAAGAGUCAAGCAAGGGCCAGACGUCUUUUACACUUUACUCUUUCGCUUUAGGAUUUGCUGCUCCUUUGACUUUAAUAUUUGUCUUCUACUGUCUCGUAAUUCGUAAACUAAAAACUGUGGGACCAAAGAAUAAGUCCAAAGAGAAGAAACGAUCUCAUAGAAAGGUAACAAAACUGGUGCUGACCGUAAUCGCUGUAUACGUGCUUUGUUGGCUGCCGUAUUGGGCAUUCCAGGUGGCUCUGAUCUACUCUCCGCCUACUGAAUGUGCUAGUCGGAUCACCGUGACCAUCUUCCUUGUGGCAGCCUGUUUCAGCUACAGUAACUCGGCGAUGAAUCCUAUUCUGUACGCUUUCUUGUCGGAUAAUUUUAAGAAAAGUUUUCUGAAAGCUUGUACGUGCGCCGCUGGCAAAGAUGUGAAUGCUACACUGCACGUUGAGAACAGCGUAAUACCGAGGAAGCGAGGAGCCCAGGCGCGAGCGCAGGCGCGAGCAGCUGAGUCUAGGGGCGGGUUGUCAACAGCCACGUGUGGUAUCGCCGGAGGUUCGAGAUCUGAAGCAUCUACCGCUUUGACGUCGAGGUCUGUUGCAGUCAGUGAAGCCUUGCCCUUAGAGGCUCGGCCGGCAACCCUCGCGCCUCUCAUAGCGCCAAACGGGUUGUCGCACUCACGUCUUUGAGUGCGGGCCUCGCGCACUGGUCGGAAACCCUCCAGUGCCCUCAUAGAGGAGGAUACUCUCAUUGUGUCCAUAGAUUAGGAUUCUAAAACUUUGAAGUGAAUGUGUCCUAAAACCUGAUACUUUGUGGAUGUUACACCGUCACUGCAUUAUGAGAACGUAUAAAUAAUAUAAUUGAUUAUAUAAAUUGAGGGUAUGUUAUUCAUCUAUGAGGUUUUUAGCAAAACCUGACAGCUAGGGGGGACACGAGCCCAGUCCUCCUCAGCUGACGAGCGUCCAGCCGAAUUAGGUCUCCGGUCGGGGACCGCACCUGCUGUAACAUACGAGUAUAUAAGUCUUUUUUCGUCGUGUUUGUACAAAAUUGUGAAAAUGGUGUUAAUUCGGCCUAGGGUUGUAACGAUGAAUUUAUUAAAAAAUAUUUUUUUAUCGCCUAGCGAAAGUAAGAUUUACUGUAUUUGUAUACCUACUUUAAUUAAUUAUUCUGUAAAAAUGUACAUAUCGUGUAAAUAUUCAUACAGUUGUCAUAAUGUCAGAGUUGUAAUAAAAUUACGUUCGUGAA
Messenger RNA from Plodia interpunctella (Indianmeal moth), 2413 nucleotides. RefSeq names its product Allatostatin C receptor 2 (gene NGR-A1). Gene Ontology annotation, biological process: G protein-coupled receptor signaling pathway. The transcript is spliced from 8 exons. The record is from RefSeq and is a predicted model, not a curated record. Bases 598 to 1857 code for a protein of 419 amino acids. Lineage: Eukaryota; Metazoa; Arthropoda; Insecta; Lepidoptera; Pyralidae. Gene Ontology annotation, cellular component: neuron projection; plasma membrane. Gene Ontology annotation, molecular function: peptide binding; somatostatin receptor activity.